Aspergillus puulaauensis is the source of this 612-nucleotide messenger RNA. Its product is annotated as cupin domain-containing protein. The coding region runs from base 1 to 612 and encodes 203 amino acids. NCBI's taxonomy places the organism in Eukaryota, Fungi, Ascomycota, Eurotiomycetes, Eurotiales, Aspergillaceae. The transcript has 2 exons. The record is from RefSeq and is a predicted model, not a curated record.
AUGAUGAAUAGGUUUUCACUAUUUAAACUGUCCAGAAACCUCCGCCCCGACAUCCUCGCGAAUAUCAGAUUAACGCGACAACCGAUUCGCUCCGCAGCCAAGUUAUACUCAACAAAAUCAGCCCCAGUUCAGGGAUACAGGAUGGUCAGCAACCCACCCCCAAAUGAGAUGGUCUACCUUCCGGGGAUUCUAUCCCCGAACCGCUCGUUUGGAGUGUUCCGCAAAGUCGUCCAUACCGGACUCUACUCGCAAUUCGUUGCAAUGGAAAUCCCUGUGAAUGGAGAAAUAGGCGAUGAGAAACACACCGUCGACCAGAUCCUGCUCUUCACACAUGGCACCGGCAAGGCGAUUGUGGCUGGCAAGGAGCAAAAGAUCAAGGAGGGGGAUGUAGUAAUUGUCCCCGCGGGAACGCAGCAUCAGUUUUUGAACGCAGGUGAUGUUCCGCUGGAGGUUGUGACUAUCUAUUCUCCUGCCGAGCAUGAUCCUAGGACGGUUCAUGGGACUAAAGCCGAGGGGGAUGCGCAGGAGGAAGCGGGAGAGGAUGAGGCACCGCAGUGGAGUCAGAGAAGCAAGACUGAGAAUGAAAAGUUGGGUAUAGUGAAGGUGGAUUAA